CUAUCUAGGCAGCUCAGAAGGUUUCGAACCGCCGCCGCCGUGUUGAAGUCUUCGCUGUCCUCUUCUGGAUUCAGUCUGAUUUCCAGGGAGGAGCUGCAACUCUUGGGAAGAUCGAGAGACUUUGGCGCAAGACAACAGCAGGACUGAAGGAGAGUUAAUUAUGGAUCCAGCAUCUCGCCCAGAACAACCAUCAGCUGUUAAUGAACAGGUGCUGACCUCAUCGGGCAGAUCCGUGACUGGAGCUGUUUGUCUACGCCGCUUCCUCUGUUAUGGCUCUGAAACCAGCACAUACAACACUAAAGAGCAUCCACUGGGUAUCGAGAAUGCCCUGUCCCUGAUGCAGUUCAUCGAGGGUGGACGGGGCUGUGAGGUGGUAGAGGAGAUCAAACGCUUGAAUUCGGAGGGCCACACCGUCCGGCCCAACCCCAGCCUGUUUGCCCUGGCCGUCUGUUCGCAGCAUGCUGAAUGCAAGACCAGGCAGUGCGCUUUACGGGCUGUGAAGGAACUGUGUCGUACGCCUGCACGUCUCUUCACAUUUGUACAGUAUAAGAAGGAGCUGAAAGAGGGCUCUGGGAUGUGGGGUCGAGCUCUCCGCAGGGCUGUGACGGAUUGGUACAACAGCCAGGAUGGUUUGAGCUUGGCACAGGCUGUGACCAAGUGCAACCACAGGGCAGGCUGGUCCCACCAGGACCUCCUCAGGCUGUCCCACAUGAAGCCGACCAAUGACACGGUGGCCCUUGUUUGCAAAUACAUGACGAAAGGCUGGAAAGGAGUCCUGGAAGUGUAUGGUGAUAAAGAGAAGUCUGAGGAUGUGCAGAAGGUUUUUGCGUAUCUGGAGGCUGUGGAGAAAGCCAAGCACUCGACUGAUGAGCUGGCGAUCAUUCAUCUUAUAGAGGAGCAUCAGCUAGAGAAAGAGCAGAUUCUAACCAACCACCUGAAGUCUAAAGAGGUAUGGAACGCUUUGCUGAAAGAGAUGCCUGUGGUUGUUCUGAUGAGGCAUUUGGGCAGGUUGACAGCAGACAAAUUUCUAUCACCAGGAAGUCCGGAUGUUGCAGCUAUUUGUGAGAGGAUUCAGGAUGAGACGGCUCUGAAGAAGGCAAAAACACACCCGUUUAACAUUCUUGUGGUGUCUGAAAACUAUAAGCGAGGUCAUGGGAAGCGUGGCAAACUGAAAUGGGAGCCAGACUGUGACGUCGUUCAAUCCCUGGACUUUGCCUUCCACAAAAGUAUUUCGAAUGUGGAAUCCACUGGCAAGCGGUUUCUGGUGGCGGUUGAUGUAAGUUCUUCUCUGAGUAGUGUGGCCCACGGCAGCUCCAUCAGCACUGUGGCAGUUGCAGCAGCAAUGUGCAUGGUACUUGCACAAACGGAGCCAGACACACAGGUUGUGGUCUUCUCUGAAGGAGCUGUGGUUCCCUGUGCCAUUUCUUCUGAUAUGACUCUAAUGCAGGCAGCAGCGCAGCUCAUCCAGUCUCCUGGUGGCAGUACAGACAGCGCCUUACCCAUCACCUGGGCCUCAGAGAACGAUAAAACUGUGGAUGUCUUCAUCAUUUUCACUAAUAAUCAAACCUUUGGGAGGGAAAAUACAGCAGAGACACUUCAGACAUAUAGACAAAAAAGUGGCACAUUUUCCAAAUUAAUUGUGUGCUGGAUGAUCGGCAGUUCUCUGGCCAUUGCCGACCCUGAAGACUGCGGCAUACUGGACAUCUGUGGCUUUGACUCUCGGGCUGUUGACGUCAUCCGUAACUUUGUACUUGAUGUCAUUUAAAAUGUUUUGUUUGUAACAUGCAGCACUUUCUCAAAGGAAGGAAGAGGCGGCAUCUUUGCACCGCACUAAGAGAGAACAUGCAAAAAACCCAUUUCUUACAAUUUAAUGUGGUAAUCAUGUCAAAUGUUUCUGCAGUUUGGAAAGAAGUCAAAGUCUAAUUCAGUAUCCAGCAGGCUGGAUUAGUUUCGUGGAAAUCAUGGAGAGCAAAUAAAUGGCAUUACAUUUGUUUUUACUGAUCUUAUUUCAGUAUACAAUUCUGUUCAUGUAUGUAUGUUUAUUAUUAUUAUUAUUAUUAUUAUUAACCUGGUCCAAUGAAAUAUUUGCUUUUCCCAAGAACAUAGCCAAGCUGGAGUUCAUGUCAAAUAGACUUUUUCAAGUACUGGCUUCUUAAUUUGAUCAAGUUAAAAAAGCUAAUUAUGUCACGGACCUUCAUUGGAUGUGUUGUUGUGUUGUAUAUUUAGAGGCCUUACUCAUUAUGUAAAAUGUGUUUUCUUUAUUCAUGUCCUGAUUUCUUGUCUGUAUAACUGGGAUGUUGUCAGACAUUGAAAUUAAUGGAAAAGUUAACCUAAAAUGUUUAAUUCUGUCAUAAUUUAGUCACCCUCAUGUUGUUCCAAACCUGAAUGACAUUAUGUUUUCUGUGGAACAUAAAAGGACAUGUUUGGUAGAAUGAUAGCCUCAGUCACCUUUCACGUUGUAUUGUGAGUAAAUGAUCAUAGAAUAGUCAUUUAAGGGUGAACAGUCCCUUUAAAGUGCAGCAUAGGUCUUCCAAAAAAAAACUAGAUUGAUGAGAUAUAAAACUUAAAUGAAGAAAAAGAAAAAAAACUUCAAACUUAACUCACAAAGUUACCAAAUGUAAUAAAAUCAACAUUAAA
Xyrauchen texanus (razorback sucker) is the source of this 2637-nucleotide messenger RNA. RefSeq names its product RNA-binding protein RO60-like. Gene Ontology annotation, cellular component: ribonucleoprotein complex. The coding region runs from base 161 to 1765 and encodes 534 amino acids. The record is from RefSeq and is a predicted model, not a curated record. The transcript has 9 exons. NCBI's taxonomy places the organism in Eukaryota, Metazoa, Chordata, Actinopteri, Cypriniformes, Catostomidae. Gene Ontology annotation, molecular function: RNA binding.